AUGUCCUCGUCACGUUCCAAUGAGUCGCCGGACAGCUCGAAGGCCAAUCGAACUCCCACCUUGCUGACCUCCGGCCUCCAAAGCGACAGUUUCCCGAUCGCAGCGACGAAAAGCUCCUGCGAAGUCGAUAAGGACGCAGUCGAGUUGCGAAGAUUGCGCCAUCAGCACGGCUACCACCAUCGCAGCAAACAUGGCGACAAUAGCGACGAAGAUUCCGGCUCGGGCUACGGCAACAAGGAGAGCGACGAUGACGGCGACACUGACGAGGAAAAGAGAAUCAUGGUCCUCCCGCUGAAGCAUGUCGAGACCCCAUCGGAGGAAUACACACUUGAAGAGGAGGCGACCGUGGUGCGCAAGCUGGACCGCAAGCUGGUGAUAUUCCUGGGGUUUCUGUACAUGCUGUCCUUCCUCGACCGGUCCAACAUUGGCAAUGCGCGCAUAGCUGGGCUGGAGCAGGACCUGUCGCUCUCGUCUUCGCAGUACGACUGGCUCUUGACGGCCUUCUACAUCACGUACAUUGCGUUCGAGUGGAUGAUCCUGCUGUAUCGAGUGGUGCCGCCGCAUGUCUACAUCUCAAUGUGCGUGCUGUCCUGGGGCAUUGUCGCCAGUCUCCAGAGUGUGACGACCUCGUUCAAGCAGCUGCUCGUCCUGCGUGGACUGUUGGGAAUCACCGAGGCGGCGUUCGGCCCAGGGGUCCCCUUCUACAUGACGUUCUUCUACAAGCGCUCCGAACUGGCGUAUCGAGUUGGUCUGCAGAUAUCGGCCGCGCCGCUGGCCACCAGCUUCGCCAGUUCCUUGGCUUGGGUCAUCAUCAAAGUGAGUCAGAACGGGCCGAUCGCUCCAUGGCGUGUCCUGUUCUUGGUCGAAGGCUUCCCGUCCAUUCUCACGGCCGUCGCGGCGUGGUACUACAUCCCCGACUCGCCGGCCAAAGCGCGAUACUUGACGGCGCGAGAGCGAGAUGUUGCAGUCCUGCGACUUCAAGUUGAACAGCGCCAGUCACAGUCGCAUUCAUCGUAUGGCGUCUCACCGCCUGGGGGUCAUGGCCUCAAGACCAAGGUCAUUCUCUCCGCCCUCCUCGAUCCCAAAUCCUACCUGACCGCCCUCAUGUUCCUCAGCGUCAACGUCUCCUUCAGUUCCCUUCCCGUCUUCCUCCCUACCAUUAUACACAGCAUGUCCUUCUCCGCUGUGGCAUCACAAGCCCUCGCCGCGCCGCCUUACCUUUUCGCCUUUGUGUUCGUCCUCCUGGUCGGCCGAUACAGCGACAAUGUGCCCGACUCCCGCUCGUGGUUUUUGGUCGCGGUCUCCCUGCUGAGUGCUCUCUCGUACGCCAGCAUCGCCAUUGCUGGGUCGUUCCACGAAUCACUCGGCCAGGCAGGUAGCAUCACAAUCCGCUAUGUCGCCGUCUACGGGGCCGCCAUGGGCUUGUUCGCAUCGGUCACGCUGAUCAUCACGUGGACAUUGAACAAUCAGGCCACCGCGACUGGGAAAGGGACCGGCCUCACCAUCCUAAACGUGGUCGGCCAAUGCGGGCCACUCAUUGGUGUCCAUGUGUUUCCAGAAAGUCAGGGCCCCUUCUACAUUCAGGGCAUGGCUGUCUGCGCAGCUUUCAUGGCCGUCGGCGUGGCUGGCUUGGCAGUCGUGUUGAAACUUGUGCUUCGGCGCGAGAACGCCAGGAAUGGUUUCUAUCCCUCAGGAAGCGGAAGCGAUGGGUGGGAACUCAUGAGCCCGUCAUUGGCUGCGAGGGAUGCGGAAGAGGACAACGACCCUGCAGUCCGGUCGGACGAAGUCAAGAAAACGCUGAUUGGGAGGGCGAGAAAGGUCAACGGCGAAAGCGCAGGCUUUCGAUACAUACUCUGA
Molecule: messenger RNA, 1857 nt
Organism: Capronia coronata CBS 617.96
Lineage: Eukaryota; Fungi; Ascomycota; Eurotiomycetes; Chaetothyriales; Herpotrichiellaceae
Exons: 1
Coding region: 1-1857 (618 amino acids)
Biological process (GO): transmembrane transport
Cellular component (GO): membrane
Molecular function (GO): transmembrane transporter activity
Source: RefSeq, a predicted model, not a curated record